GAUAGGGCUUUAAAUUAGGAUUUCAGGGUUAGCGUUUGAAGUUAGCAUAAACUUGGAUUUCGCGCCAGAUUUGUGCACAGGUUUUGUCCAGGUACUGCGGUUUCCUCCCACGUUCCAAAAACAUGAAUGGCAGGCUGAUUGAACACUCAAAAUUGUCCUGAGGUGUGAGUGUUAGCGCGGAAGGUUGUUCGUCUCUGUGUACCCUGCGAUUGGCUGGCAACCGGUUCAGGGUGUCCCCCGCCUACUGCCCGAAGACAGUUGGGGGAUGCUCCAGCACCCCCUGCGACCCUCGUGAGGAUAAGGAAAAUGAAUGAAUGAAUGAAUGAAUGAUAAUUGUUCAGCUUCCACUCAUAAGCGAUGAAAUAAAUUACAUUUCCCAGAACUGUAUCGCUUCGUGCAUAGCAUUAAACGCAUUCUGGGGUAAAUUGAGAAGCACCAUUAAAAUUCUUAUGAUUCCUUGUGUGGGUCAGGUUGAACAAAUUGAUUAAGUCGGUCGUAAAACCACAACACACUCCCAUACUCUUGUCUGGAUUGGGACACACACACACACACACGCACACAGAGCCUUCUUUCAUUGGUUGCUGCUGAUGAAUGAACAACUUGUUGGGCCAAUCAGACGCAUGUGACUCGUUUAUAUGUGAGGCUGAUGGGAACCAGCCUCACAUACUCACACACACGCACGCACGCGUGUGCACACACACAUACAGACCCUCAAGCAUCAUUCAUCAUGCCCAGCAAAGAGCAGAUCAGCCACGAUGAAUACCAGAAGUCGGCGGAUUGGCUAAAGUCUCAGACCAAACAUCGCCCCCAAGUGGCCAUCAUCUGCGGUUCGGGCUUGGGCGUUCUGGCUGACGCCCUCAAGUGCCAGGAUUCCUUCCCCUACGCCGACAUCCCGGGUUUCCCGCAGAGUACCGUUCAAGGUCACGCCGGCCGGCUGGUUUUCGGAGAGCUGAAGGGGAAAACGUGCGUGUGCAUGCAGGGUCGAUUCCACAUGUAUGAAGGACACUCGCUAUGUAAGACCACGUUUCCGGUGCGCGUAUUCAAGCUGCUGGGCGUGGAGACCUUAAUUGUGACCAACGCCGCCGGCUCACUGGCUGACGGCCUGCGCCCCGGCGACAUCAUGAUCAUCAAGGACCACGUCAACUUCCCCGGCAUGGUGGGUCUGAACCCUCUGAACGGACCCAACGAUGACAAGUUCGGGCCGCGUUUCCCGGCCAUGUCGGGAUGCUACGACAAAGGUCUGCGCGCCCUGGCGAUGGAGAUUGCGAUGCAGAUGGGCGUGGCCAACCUGAUGCAAGAGGGGGUGUACGCCAUGGUGGGGGGGCCAACUUUUGAAUCCAUCGCUGAGGCCAGACUGCUGCAUCGACUGGGCGUGGAUGCUGUCGGCAUGAGUACCGCCCCUGAGGUUGUGAUAGCGACCCACUGCGGCUUGAGAGUCUUUGGCCUAUCUCUCAUCACCAACAAGGUGGUGAAGAGCUACGAGGACCCGGAGAGCGUGGACCACCAUGGGGUUCUGGAGGUAGGCCGGCAGCGCUCACACACGCUGCAGCAGCUUGUGACCGAACUGGUCGCCAGGAUGGAUAUCAACAACAACAACAACAACAUCAGCACCAGCAGGAAUAAUGCUCUUUGAGCAAAGACCCCAUUUUCCUUUUUGUACAGACGGUACACAUUACAGCUAACUUCUUUUUAUAAUCAACCUCUGUUAUUUGAACGGAAAUAUUUAUAUAACUUCUAAGGGUUCAGUAAAGGUGUAAUAUUAUCCAGCCAUCCAAUUUGUAUUCUUGUAGUAAACUUAAAUAGCGGUGUUCU
This is a messenger RNA of Hippocampus zosterae (dwarf seahorse), 1812 nucleotides long. It is a transcript of the gene pnp4a, whose product is annotated as purine nucleoside phosphorylase 4a. Gene Ontology annotation, molecular function: purine-nucleoside phosphorylase activity. Gene Ontology annotation, biological process: nucleoside metabolic process. The coding region runs from base 647 to 1633 and encodes 328 amino acids. Gene Ontology annotation, cellular component: cytoplasm. The transcript has 8 exons. The record is from RefSeq and is a predicted model, not a curated record. NCBI's taxonomy places the organism in Eukaryota, Metazoa, Chordata, Actinopteri, Syngnathiformes, Syngnathidae.